AUGAAACAAAAAACGUCACCCACCAUAAACCGCCGCCACCUGCUGGAAAUCAUCACCACAGUCACCACUCCCGGUGCCACCCUCUUUCUCUUUUUUCUGAUCUGGGCAACAGAGAAGACGAAGAACUCCCAUUCUCUCUCUCCCCCUCCGUCGUUCUUGACAGCGCCAUCGUCUUCGAAUCAGACCUGUUCGUCUCCGAAGACGGUGGGGAGUUGGAGCUCAGAAGAAGAUGGUCGUGUUACAGAUCUUCGGUGUUCCAGAUCUACGACGAAAAGAUCUUCAAACAAGAUCGGCGAGAAAGGGUUUCACAGCAAAACUCCAACAAAAUCAGAAAGAGAUGUUUUAACGUCGAGUAGGCAACGCCGGAGAAGGAGAGAGACGGUGGAGAGAAAGAGAGACGGAGUGAAGAGAGAACAAUGGUUGUGGUGGCGGUUUCAGGGUGGUGUUGGUGGUUCAGGUCGCGUUCCGGUGAGAAGAGGGAGAUCCGGCGAGAAGGGCGAUGGUCCGACAGUUCAACCUUUGUCGGAGUCGGAGAGUGAGCCCCCCCACCUCCACUCCCUCCUUGUUGCUAUCACACUCUGGAGUAGAUUGGCAUCUUCUUCUUGGUCCUUAUAUUGCUCUCAUUUUCGUUUUCUUGAAAUAAAGGUAUUCAAACUUAAACCUCAAGAAAUCCAAGAAAAUACGUGGGAUUGUUCCAAUUCAAACAAAGAUGUCAACUUUUUACCAAGAUACUGUGGAUUAAAAUAUAGGGUUUUCACAUUUUUCACAUAUUACCUUUUCAUUCAAGAAAAAAGAUUUUUAGUCCAAUCAUUAAUCUCCACAUAUAGUGCUCUGAAGAAGUUUCGUUGA
Molecule: messenger RNA, 849 nt
Organism: Lactuca virosa
Lineage: Eukaryota; Viridiplantae; Streptophyta; Magnoliopsida; Asterales; Asteraceae
Source: the annotation of a GenBank genome assembly